AUGACUAACCAGCCGAGCGCUGGGGCCCCACAAAACCCCCAAGAUGAGGAAAGGGCGCGGGCGCUGAGGGCCUACGUGGCGAAGAUUAAGGAGCACAGGGAGUGGGCUGCCAGGGUCAAAAAACUGAGGGAAGAGACGAAGCUGCAGUCGAAGAAGUACGAAAAGACAGAAGACGAUUUGAAGGCGCUGCAGGGCGUGGGGCAGCUCAUAGGCGAAGUGCUGCGGCAGCUCGACUCCGAAAAGUUCAUUGUGAAGACUUCGAGCGGCCCGCGAUAUGUGGUUGGCAGCAAACCGAAGCUGGACAAGUCGCUGCUCACUGCGGGGACCCGCGUGGCGCUGGACAUGACGACGCUGACGGUGAUGCGGCGGCUGCAGCGGGAAGUGGACCCGCUGGUGUUCAACAUGCUGCACGAAGACCCGGGGAAUGUGCAGUACGCGGAAGUGGGGGGUUUGAGCGAACAAAUUCGGCAAAUGCGCGAAGUCGUUGAAUUGCCGUUGACAAAUCCGGAGUUGUUUCGCCGCGUGGGCAUCAAAACCCCCAAGGGCGUGCUGCUCUACGGCCCGCCCGGCACCGGCAAGACGCUCCUCGCCAGGGCCAUGGCCUCCAACAUGAGCUGCAACUUCAUGAAGGUCGUCGCCUCCGCAAUCGUCGACAAGUACAUCGGCGAAAGCGCCCGCGUGAUUCGCGAAAUGUUCGGCUACGCGAAGGACCACCAGCCCUGCAUCAUUUUCAUGGACGAAAUCGACGCCAUUGGCGGCCGCAGAUUCUCGCAGGGCACUUCUGCUGACCGCGAAAUUCAGCGGACUCUCAUGGAGCUGGGGCAAGUCAAGAUCAUCAUGGCCACCAACAGGCCCGACGUUUUGGACCCCGCGCUCAUGCGCCCGGGGCGCCUCGGAAUGUUCGCCAUCCGCGCAGACAGAGAUUAUGUCAUUGAAGAAGACUUCUUCAAAGCUGCCAGAAAAAUUGCAGAAAAUAAAAAACUCGAAAGCAAACUGGACUACGAAAACAUUUAA
Eimeria necatrix is the source of this 1014-nucleotide messenger RNA. RefSeq lists its product as hypothetical. Gene Ontology annotation, cellular component: cytosolic proteasome complex; proteasome regulatory particle, base subcomplex. Gene Ontology annotation, biological process: positive regulation of RNA polymerase II transcription preinitiation complex assembly. NCBI's taxonomy places the organism in Eukaryota, Apicomplexa, Conoidasida, Eucoccidiorida, Eimeriidae. The record is from RefSeq and is a predicted model, not a curated record. Gene Ontology annotation, molecular function: ATP binding; proteasome-activating activity; ATP hydrolysis activity. The coding region runs from base 1 to 1014 and encodes 337 amino acids. The transcript is spliced from 8 exons.